ACCAGAGAUGAAGCCGAAAUGGCUGCCGCCUGAUCAUAGUCGGAAGCUGGUCGCGAUUGUUUUUAUCGUCUUCCUGGUGAUGUUUGCGAUACGCCGGGGCCUGUACCACAGCCUGCACUUCAAGCACAGACUCGUACACCCAGGAGUCCUAAGCAUGAGCACAGAUCACAGAGGAGACCUGCUGGAGAUGGUACGGUCCAUCGUACCUCCCCUCGCCUACGACCGGCACAAGGGGCAGGCUGGGAGAGUGGGGGUGGUCGGGGGGUGUCAGGAGUAUACAGGUGCUCCUUACUUUGCUGGGAUUGCUGCACUGAAGUCUGGAGCAGACCUGGCCCAUGUCUUCUGUACCAGUGAUGCUGCGACUGUCAUCAAGUCCUACAGUCCUGAGUUAAUCGUCCAUCCACUUCUAGACAAGCAGACUGGUGUUGCUGAGAUGUCCACCUGGAUGGAGAGACUACACACCCUGGUGGUGGGACCUGGGAUGGGCAGGGAGCAGCAUAUCAUGGACAAUGUCAAGGGAGUCAUUGCAAAAGCUCGCCAACUGUCCAUUCCUGUGGUCAUUGAUGCAGAUGGCCUAUGGCUGGUGACAGUCAGUCCUGAAGUCAUCACAGGUUACAACAAGGCCAUCCUUACCCCCAACAUUGUGGAGUUCAACAGGCUCUUCCAAGCUAUGCUUGGGAAGCAGCCAGAGAAAAAUGCCUCCUCAGAAAAUGUGAAACAGUUGAGCCAGGCUAUGGGGAACCUCACCAUUGUACAGAAGGGCCAGACUGAUGUUAUAUCUAAUGGAGACAAAGUUCUACUAGCUGAUGCAGAAGGCAGCCCUUGCAGAGCAGGAGGGCAGGGGGACAUCCUGUCAGGAGCCAUGGGGGUGUUCACCUUCUGGGGGUAUGAUGCUGUCAGAAGAGGCGUUGACAAUCCACUGCUGAAGGAAUACGGCCCCAGUAUUGCAGCAGCGUAUGGUGCCAGCACCCUGACCAAGACCUGCAGCAGACUGGCUUUUUCCAAGUGGGGACGAUCCAUGGGCGCGGCCGACUUGAUCCCGGAGAUUCAUUACGUCUUUGAGGAGUUGUUUGAGAUGUCUGGACCUGGAACUCCUGUACAGAGACUGUAGCAGAUGUGAGGGUCUAUGUUACUCAACUUUGUUCUGUUACUCAAGUUCAUUGUUAAUAAUUGUCGCCAAGGCCACACCAUUUUGAUUUCUUGGUUUUGGGAUCCACUGCUGAAUUUUUCUCUUGUUUCAGAGAAAAAAAAGAUAAAACAUGAGUAUACCAUUCAGGAUAUAUCUCAACCAUUUUGGCAACAACAGUUGAAUGAAGUCUUUGUCUUCCAAGUUGUUACAGUUUUUCCAACUUUGUAAUCCAGCCUGGUGUGUUGACUUCAUGUUUCUUUGUUAUUGUACCUGCUUACUCCAAUACUUUCUUGCAAAAAAAUCUGAGAACCAGGAAAUUAGAUUGCUGUGACCUUACAUGUACCUUAAACACUUGAAGAAAUGAAACUUGCCUCAUUUGUGAUUUUGGAAACCCUUGUUCAGAGACUAACAGAUGUUAUGAUGUUUGUUUGUCUGUGCUCAACUUUGUCUGUGUUCAACUUUGUCUGUGUUCAAGUCUGUUGUGUUAUUAACAGUAUAACCAUGCAGCAAAGAUGUUUUCAUAAUUAUUUCACGAUAAUGUUGAACAAUGCAGUAAGAAGUUAACUAGUAUGUUAUCUUGUUUUAUUUGCAAAGAAAUGUUGUUGUCUGAUUAUCUUUUGAAACAGUAUACACUGGCAUUCUUUGGGAUAUAUUUUAUAUGUAAUGGUAAAGUUCCAACACAAAAGGGAACUCACCAUGAAUUUUAAGUUAAACUUGUCAACCUUCUUCAUGAAUGAUCCACUACACUGACUUCCAAGAAGUCAAAAAGCAUAAAUAUGUUUAUAAAUCUCUUUAAGAUUUCUUUAUUUGACUCAACUUACAAAGAUGGAAUUUGUACGCAAAUUAAACUGCUUCCUGAAUACUGUAUAGUUUGUGUUGGAAUCUCCUGAUGAGUUUGUAUAACUCUAUGCUAAAAUGAAGACCUUCAGGGAUUGAAAAAAGUUGACUUAACGACAAAGAAGGUCAGGACGGACACCUUAAAUCUUGGAAGCAAGGAGGAGAGAGACGACCCUCAAACCACACCCAGACACAUGACAUUUUUCACUGUAACCAUGGUCCUAUCAAACUGUCAACCACUUAGAGUGGUGACAUUUAGAUAAUAUCCACUAAUAAAGAUUUACUCUGCCCAGCAACAGUGACCCUGUAUUUAUA
This is a messenger RNA of Branchiostoma belcheri (Belcher's lancelet), 2281 nucleotides long. Its product is annotated as ATP-dependent (S)-NAD(P)H-hydrate dehydratase-like. The transcript has 10 exons. The coding region runs from base 8 to 1111 and encodes 367 amino acids. Gene Ontology annotation, biological process: metabolite repair. Gene Ontology annotation, molecular function: ATP-dependent NAD(P)H-hydrate dehydratase activity. The record is from RefSeq and is a predicted model, not a curated record. Lineage: Eukaryota; Metazoa; Chordata; Leptocardii; Amphioxiformes; Branchiostomatidae.